Molecule: messenger RNA, 1303 nt
Organism: Sardina pilchardus (European sardine)
Lineage: Eukaryota; Metazoa; Chordata; Actinopteri; Clupeiformes; Clupeidae
Exons: 6
Coding region: 50-1171 (373 amino acids)
Source: RefSeq, a predicted model, not a curated record
AAGCCAACUGAACCACCUGAGCUGCAAUCAGUUCACCACCAAGAGAGUAAUGGAGAAAGGGAGCCCUCUGCCACCCCCCAAAGACUUGGAUGAGGAAGAAGAGGAUGGGGAAGAUGAAGAUGAGGAAUAUGAUGAUGAUGGCUUUGUCGGGGAAUCAGGGAAGAAUCCAAUUGAGAGUGAGGAAGAUGUGCUGUCCACAGGCAUAGAUGACUUCAGCGAGGAAGAUGAUGGCGUGUUAGAUAUAGAGAUAGAGGGAGAACUGCCAGGGAAGGCUAUUAAGAAGGGUAAAAAGGAGAAUGAGGUGGUUGCAGCCUCAGAGCCUGGCGGAGAAUACUGCAGUCCUUUUGGUCGUAGACUAACCAUUUGGGAUACCACCAAGUUCGUCAGCAAGUGGAGGUGGUCUCACCUAAGGGGCUACCACGUAGGCCUCUACAGUCACAGCGAAGCCCACAAGAACCUGCUUACUAAUCGGGAGAAAGACAUUAAAACAAGUAUUCCUCUUCCUAUUGUGAGCAUGAUGCAGAAAGAGACUCUGCGUAUUCUGGAGAAGAUGGAACAGACAUACAGGUCUGAUCUGGGGGCCAACCACAAAUUGACCAAAGACGUCCAGAACCAGAUCAAGGUGGUCAGAACCCAGCUGGCUGCUAAGUAUGUCAGCAUCCCAGCCUGCUGUACUGGCUGGCGAGGCGCUUUGCACGGCUGGAGUUUGUACCUGGAGAGGAUCUGGAGUCUGUGGCCAAGGUCAAAGACAGCGAAGGUCAAGGAGGAGGGAGCGAUGGGAUGGGGGCAGUGGCUCAGGAGCCUACUGAGGAGAGCACCUGCAAGCACCGAGGAGAAGGCUGAAGAGGAGACACCCCCGCCUGCCGACGCACAAGAGCCGACUCCCCAGGCUGGAUGGGGCCAGUGGCUGGGGAACCUCCUGAGGAGGUCUUCAACUGCUACUGAGAGCAGGGAGGGAGAGGAGAGCAAGCUUCCGCCAACAGCCAAGGGAGAAGCGACUGAGGCAACGGAGGCAAAGGGCAGCGGCGUUCCUCCAAUGGCUGACCUAGAGAGGGAGGAGGGACAGCAGUCCUGGACUGGCUGGAGACAGUGGCUGGGAGCUCUGAGAGGACAGAGGGCAACUGGAGGGGAGAGAGAGAACCAGGUGCCCCUUGAAAGCAUCCAGUCCUAGCACUGCUGCUACUACUCUUAGCUGGUUCACGUGGGACACUUGGAUUGAGGAGAUGGGAUGACAUGUAUUAUUUGUAUUGUUUUGGCUGGCAUAUGACUUUUUUGUCACAAAUAAAUUCUGGGCAAGACUAUG